UCUGUGCUUUAUAUUCAUCAGCAGCAGAAGGACAGUUUCAUGAUAGCUGCUGCAGAGCUAUCAAAGAGAGGAGAAUGGACACAGACCACAGGCGGAACGGAGAGGACACAGCUCUGGAUGACAUAGAGGCACCGACUGCCCCCUCUGGAAAAAGUUGUCGCCGCCUCAACGUGAAUCACUAUGCCACCAAGAAGACUGUGGCUCAGAGCAUGCUGGACGUUGCCUUGCUCAUGGCCAACUCGUCCCAGCUGAAGGCCAUUAUCUUUGUGGGGCCUCAUUACCAGUUCUACUACCCCCUUAUUGUCCUGCUGUCUAUGUCCAUCAUGUUACAGGUCAUGGUGGGCCUGCUGCUCAUCUUUAUUGGCAAGUGACUCAGACCUUUUGCAGCCCCGUUUUUAAUGUUCCUCCUUCUGCAUCUUUCUUUCACUUGUAUACUUUUGAUCAUAGAAACUUUAAGUCUAGAAGGUGCAAACAAUCAAAGAAGGCAUA
This is a messenger RNA of Micropterus dolomieu (smallmouth bass), 489 nucleotides long. Its product is annotated as ninjurin-1-like. Gene Ontology annotation, biological process: cell adhesion; tissue regeneration. The transcript is spliced from 2 exons. Gene Ontology annotation, cellular component: membrane. The record is from RefSeq and is a predicted model, not a curated record. NCBI's taxonomy places the organism in Eukaryota, Metazoa, Chordata, Actinopteri, Centrarchiformes, Centrarchidae. The coding region runs from base 75 to 371 and encodes 98 amino acids.